UCCCAAAUAUCUCAACUCUUUAAAGUGUCUUGUGAUGAGGAAAGAUGUUUUGACUUUUGAAGGAGUCCAUAGCCUAUAUAGUCUAUACGAUACCAUUUGCACUUAAUAAAAUACAUAGGCAACCAACUUGAUAUAUCUCUUCAUCAUCCUUGUAGCCGCCCUUGAGACUUUACUAGUCACUUCCACUUGCCAAUUUUUAAUUUCAUUCAACUAAACUACUUAUCAAGCAACCCCCUAACUACCUUCCUACUACUUGUCUAGCAACUUCCUCCCACAAAUCCCUUUAUAUAUAACUCAAUCACCACUUCACUCAAACAAACAACAUCACUAAGCCUUCAAAUAUAUUCUCUCUACACACAAAUUCUUCAUCGACAAACUCAAAUUUUAUUGAAAUCUAAUUGGCAGAAAGUAUCGAAAGUCAGUUGCCCGCUUAUCAUCCCUUGACUCAACCAACUUUUUUCUUUGUUUCCAAAUCUAUUAAUUCUUUCACUAGUAAUGGCACUUGAAGCUUUGAACUCUCCAAGUACCACAACCCCACCAUCAUUAUUCCAAUUCCAACACACUACUACUCAAAGUUACAUUGAAUCAUGGACCAAAGGAGGCAAGAGAUCAAAACGGUCUCGUAGCAUCAUGGAGGAGCAACGUGAUCAGCCAAUAAUUACUGAAGAAGAAUACUUAGCUUUUUGUCUACUCAUGCUUGCUCGUAGCGGUAAUAACAAUAACAAUAAUAUCACUACUAGUAGUGCUACUAUUACUACUAAUUCAACAAAGAAUUUGUACAAGUGUUCAGUGUGUGGUAAAUCAUUUGGAUCUUACCAAGCUUUAGGUGGACACAAAGCUAGUCAUAGUAAACUUGUUCUUAUUAACGGAGAUAACGUCAGUUCCAUUACCACUAUCAGUGCCACAUCAGCUAACAGCGUUAGUGGAAGGACUCACGAGUGUACCAUUUGCCACAAGACUUUUCCAACUGGACAAGCUUUGGGUGGUCACAAAAGACGUCACUAUGAGGGGAAGAUGACGUCAUCAAUGGACGUUGUGGGGUCUGCUAACAACUUCGACUUGAACAUUCCGGCCUUGCCAGAAUCUUGGCCGGGUUUUGGAUCCAGCGAGGAUGAAUUGGAAAGUCCUCAUCCAGCUAAGAAAUCGCGACAAUUUCCAUCGACCAGACUUGAAUUAUUUUGACAAGUUCAAACAUAGUAGUACUAGUUCAUGUUGUUUAAUUAGUUGUUACAUGUUAUUGGGCAGGCGGACGAGAAAUAUUCUUUUUGUGUAAAUAUCGAGCGUACACUUGGAGAAAGUGAUUAUUUGAUUAUUUAAUUGAUUCAUUUAUUAUGAAGAAAA
Molecule: messenger RNA, 1341 nt
Organism: Capsicum annuum
Lineage: Eukaryota; Viridiplantae; Streptophyta; Magnoliopsida; Solanales; Solanaceae
Product: zinc finger protein ZAT10
Exons: 1
Coding region: 496-1182 (228 amino acids)
Molecular function (GO): DNA-binding transcription factor activity
Source: RefSeq, a predicted model, not a curated record